Molecule: messenger RNA, 3667 nt
Organism: Linum tenue
Lineage: Eukaryota; Viridiplantae; Streptophyta; Magnoliopsida; Malpighiales; Linaceae
Source: the annotation of a GenBank genome assembly
UAUAAACCUGCAAAAUCCAACACAAAACGGAGCCAUCGAACAACCAUAAAAAAAGUGCCAGAGCGAGGGAGAAUCAGGGAAGAGAGAGAGAGAGAGAGAGAGAUUGAGGAGAGAGAGCGGACUCAGAAGAAGGAAAAAAAGUGGAGAAAAUUUGACAAAUUACACACAGAAGAAAACGAACACAAAAAAACGAAGUCGAUUGCUCCGCCACCGCCUCCUCCUCCUCCUCCGCCGCCCUCGAUCUUCGCCGGCGCCUGAGCUCGAAUCUGGGUGGUGAUGGCUGUUCAAGCACCUGCGAGGCCAGUCAUGGAUGAUAUGGAUGAUGAUGAUGCCCCAUUAGUUUUUAGGAGGGGUGGCAACUCAGCAUCUAGGCAAAGCCAAUUAAAUGCUGAAGCUAAGAAGAUGUCGUCUUCAUCUCAAAAUGCCAAUGGCCAAAGCUCAAAUGGGCAGAGGAAUAAAGCUCCAGUUGCUUCUUCCAGGUCACCCCCGGUUAAGUCUCCCAUAGGGAGCCCUAGAGCCUCAACUUCUUCUUCUAUAAAGGCUUCUCCAUUGCGGUCUCCUGUAACAAAUUCUAAAUCGCCAAUGUCCUCGGAGACAAGGCAAAUGCCUAAGCAGAAUGCUUCGCCUGCUGUCAAGGUGGAGGUUAAGUCUGUCAAAUCUGAGAACAAGGCUCAGGUCGAUGAUGAGGAUUCUGAGGAUGAUAAGCCCUUGAAUUUCAGAUUGAAGGGAGCUGCCAACAAUGCUAAGAAAGAAGUUGGUGGUCCCAGUCAUGUGAAAAAGGAAGACUCUGAUGAUGAUGAUGAUCUCCCUUUGGCCUCAAGGAUGUCAGCUAAACCUAACCAUUCGAGUGAAAAGAAACCUUUAGCAUCAAAACUUCAGCAGAAUGGCAGCUCAACUUCGAAUGUGAACAAGAUGAAAACUCCGGUUGUGCCAAACAAGAGGCCUAUGGAGAAGAGUAGUUCUUCUCAACAAUCCUCUGUAAAAAAGCCAAAGCUUUCUGUUCCGUCUUCCACCACACAAGUCAAACCUACGACAGUUAAAGCAGAGGUGAAGGCUGACGAUGAUGACGAUCUUCCGAUCUCCCACAGGAUCAAGAAGGCAACGAUGUCAGAAAGAAAACCAUCGUCUGCAAACCCAAAAGCAACCAAAGUGGUCUCUUCUUCGUUCAAGAAGGCCAAUAUGAAGAACGCAAAACAAAUGAAAAAUUCGAAGUUUAUCAAGUCAACAAAAGUUACCCCCGGUUCUACUGAUGGCCAGAGAAAAUGGACUACCUUGGUUCACAACGGUGUAAUUUUUCCUCCUCCAUACCAGCCUCAUGGUAUUAAGAUACUUUACAAGGGGAAGCCAGUUGAUUUAACUCCAGAACAAGAAGAGGUUGCCACUAUGUUUGCGGUGAUGAAAGAUACCGACUACAUGCAAAAACCAAAGUUCCUUGAUAACUUCUGGAAUGAUUGGCGUAGGAUACUAGGGAGGAACCAUGUAAUACAGAAGUUGGAUGAUUGUGAUUUUUCACCAAUAUAUGAUUGGCAUCAGCAGGAGAAAGAGAAGAAAAAACAAAUGAGUACAGAAGAGAAGAAGGCAGUCAAAGAACAAAAAUUGCAGCAAGAGGAGAAGUAUAUGUGGGCUAUAGUGGACGGUGUUAAGGAAAAAGUUGGGAACUUUAGAGUCGAGCCACCUGGUUUGUUUCGAGGCCGUGGAGAGCAUCCUAAGAUGGGAAAGCUCAAGAGACGCAUCCGACCUAGGGAUAUCACCAUAAACAUAGGGAAGGAUGCUCCUGUUCCAGAAUGUCCAAUUGCUGGUGAAAGCUGGAAAGAGAUAAAACAUGAUAACACCGUUACAUGGUUGGCUUUCUGGAAUGAUCCUAUCAACCCCAAAGAAUUCAAGUAUGUGUUCUUGGCAGCCAGCAGUUCGUUAAAAGGGCAAAGUGACAAGGAGAAAUAUGAGAAGGCUAGGAUGCUGAAGGACUACAUACACAACAUCAGGGCAGCUUACACGAGGGAUUUCAAUAGUAAGGAUAUAGUAAAACAACAAAUAGCAGUUGCGACCUAUCUUAUUGAUAAGCUAGCUCUAAGGGCGGGUAAUGAGAAGGUACGACUUCUGGAAUCUGUAUAAGCGAUUAAUAUGGCAUAUAAUGUGCCCAAUCUACGCAAAUGUUACUUUGUUUCUGCUGCCGUUUAUCAUCCUAAGUGCAUGUAAUGGGAAGAUUGAUGACUUCGCAACGAUUGGUUCCAAUGUGGCCUUAGUAAAAGGCUGAAAGGCCAUAGAGAUGCUGGCAAAUGGCCACAUGGAUCUUGACUAUCUCAUGCUUAGAGGGAUGGUGAAGAAGAAGCUGAUACUGUCGGUUGCUGUACAUUAAAAGUAUCCAACGUAGAGUGCAUCCCUCCCAAUAUGAUAAAGUUUGACUUUCUUGGUAAAGAUUCAAUUCGUUAUGAGAACACGGUUGAAGUUGAGCUUCCUGUGUUCAAAGCAAUUGGGAAGUUCCAAGCUGGAAAAGGGGAAAAUGAUCUCCUUUUCGACGAGCUGGAUACAAGUAAACUGAAUGCCCACUUGAAGGAACUCAUGCCUGGGCUUACAGCAAAAGUGUUCCGUACCUAUAAUGCUUCAAUCACAUUGGAUCAACAAUUGUAUGAAGAAACAGAAGAUGGUGAUGUUGCAGAGAAGGUUGUUGUUUAUCAAAAAGCAAACAAGCAGGUAGCAAUCAUCUGCAAUCAUCAGCGUACUGUCUCAAAGACUCACGAUUCGCAAAUGUUGAGGUUGACUGAGAGGAUUGAGACUGCCAAGCAAGAACUGAAAGAGCUGAAAGUUGAUUUGGAGAGGGCCAAGAAGGGAAAGUCACCUCUCAAGGGAGCAGAUGGAAAGCAAAAGAGGAACUUGAGUCCCGAAGCCAUAGCGAAAAAGAUAGCAUCUGCCAACCAAAAGAUUGAGAAGUACGAAAUGGAUAUGACGACAAAAGAGGAUCUGAAAACAGUGGCACUCGGCACCUCCAAAAUCAACUACCUGGAUCCUAGGAUCACAGUUGCAUGGUGCAAGAGGCAUGAAGUUCCCAUUGAGAAGAUAUUCAACAAGUCGCUUCUGGCAAAGUUUGCCUGGGCAAUGGAUGUUGAACCCCAGUUCAGAUUCUGAUGGAAGGGAAAAUCUGGGAAGUGGUGCUCACACAACCCUCCCACUUUCAAAAAGAGCAGCAUAAAAUUGAAAAAUUACCCAGAAAAUGAAACAAGGAGAAGAAGAGAAAGGACCAAUCAAUCCAGCUUCUUUUGAUGAUCCAUUACAGCUUUUCAAUUCACAAUUUUUUUAAUCAAUUUCUUUUCUUUUUUUGGAUCUUCCAGUUUUAACUCUGAGCUGCUGGGAAAGUCGAUGCUGUAUGUUCAACGAUCUAAUCUAAUCAUCGAGUACUUGCUUACAUAUUUGCUGCCAUUGUCCCUGCCCACUUCUUGCUUCCCUUUUCUUCAUCACCAAUUCCAUGAAUUGGAUGCCUGUCUUGUAGCAGCAAGUAACCCUUUCUUCUUCUUCCAGAGUUUGAUGUAAAGGAAUGGCCGGAAUGAAAGACUAUGAAAUAGAUGCUGCUAAACUGCAGAGGAAUUCUGAUGAAUGCUUGAUUAUGUAUUUUAUGACGACAUUGUAACCAUAGUCUCUGUCUCAGAUUUACUAACAAUUUAUAGACAGGAAA